Megalops cyprinoides (Indo-Pacific tarpon) is the source of this 2914-nucleotide messenger RNA. It is a transcript of the gene ap5b1, whose product is annotated as adaptor related protein complex 5 subunit beta 1. Gene Ontology annotation, cellular component: lysosomal membrane; AP-type membrane coat adaptor complex. NCBI's taxonomy places the organism in Eukaryota, Metazoa, Chordata, Actinopteri, Elopiformes, Megalopidae. Gene Ontology annotation, biological process: endosomal transport. The record is from RefSeq and is a predicted model, not a curated record. The coding region runs from base 83 to 2914 and encodes 943 amino acids. The transcript is spliced from 3 exons.
CCAAGAGUUGGAAAAGAAAGGAGCAGCUAGGUCAUGGAUUGAAAACUUCUCCGAACUUGGACACGUAUGCACAGUACCUGUGAUGGCAACUACAGCUCCAAGUUCUUGGUCCCAGAGAAUCUCGGCGUUUAUACAUAGUCCGUCUCAGUUUCUGUCAAGCACUACAUCCGACUGUUUUCUGGCGGAACUCCUCCACGAAUUAAGAGAUGACAGGAUUAAUGAGAGUACCAAGGUCCUCUUGCUGUCCAUCCUGCAAGAGUACCCCAAUGUCCUCUGUCCCAGUGCCACUGUGGGAGAGGAGACGACCCUUGACCUCAUGGCCAUUUUCACCCAGGCUCCUGUACGGUCCAUGAAUCUCAAAUGCCACCUGAUGUUGGCCACCGCUAACAUCUUGGUGUGCACGUCGUGCAUGGACAGCCAGGCAAAGGUGGCCGAGAGCUUUCUAGACCUUCUGCUUCUGACCAUCCAGGACACGAAUGAUCACAAAGACGGGCAGGUUUUCCAUCCUCUCAGGGCUGUUGCCUGUGACUGCCUCCGGGAGAUGGAGACCUGUUUCCCGGGCCUGCUGUCUCAAAAGCUAGAGCUACUGUACCUCUUGAAACAGCAGGAGACGACACCCCUGCACCAGGCGUAUUGUGUCUUGUACACACUGGGGCUGAAGAACGCCAUUCACCUCUUGGCUCUGCAGAACGAGGUUGCUGACGGGGAGCUGAAGAGUAUUUUGGCGGGGAAUGAGGGGUUUGCAUGGAAGGUUGUCGAAAAUCCCCUGCCUCCAUUCCCAGUCAGCUCCAUGGGGGAGAUCCCUCUCCUGCAGAUGAGUGCGGACAGCAAGGAGCUGAGGUCCAUUGUGUCUUUGCUUCUGGAGGAGUCCUACUUGCUGACCCCUGCGUCCCAGGCCACCUUGCUCCGAGAGCUCGUCGAGGUCGUGGCCAUGGUUCAGGCUCUUUCCCCCUCUAUCUUCAAGUCUCAGCUCCUGCGGCUCUUCGGGACGGUGGAGACCACCCUCCUGCACGCCACAUUGCUGAUGAAGGCCACCUUCACAGACAGCCUCUUCACCACAGAGGAUGAGAACUUCUUCAUUAAGAGGCUCGUGGGCAUGGCCCAGCACCCACAGCUGAGCAACCCUCAGAAGCUCUUUUACAUGGACUGCAUCCUCCAUUUCCCGGAGAACCGCCCCAUCUCUAGUAAUGGAGACGAGAGCCUUCCAGUGCUGGUCACACCUCGUCUGGCUGUCUCACUGCUACCCACGGUGUUCAACGACAGCAGCACCAUGCUCUGCAGAAUGAGCCUCCUCAGCCUGGUGUACAUGGAGGCAGAUGAGGAAGACGACAAAGGGGUCAGCUACCUGUUUGACCACCUGAUGGCACUCCACAGAAUCGUGGACAACCAUGGCACAAGAGAAAUGACUGUUACCUUUUUCAGAGCUGUUUUCACUUUCCUCAACUAUUUUUACCACUCAGAGAAGUUCACAAAUGACCUGACAACAAGACUUUGUGAGCUCUAUUCGAGGCACUGUUAUCUAGCACCCAAUGUGAACAACAUGAUAGAUCGUGCCCAGGAAUGUUUGGGAGAUUCGGGGUGGCCAAUCCAGUUGCUUAAAGCUUUGCAAAAACUGAUUGUAGAAUUGCCAUUGCCUCAGCUCACUCUCCAGAACCUCAACUGGCACUUUAAAGUUUUGGGCAGGGUGGCCAGAGAAAGUCAGGUUCCUCAGAGGAGCUCUGUGUGCUUUCUGCUCAGUGUCCUCAUCAACUCCAGCCUGUGCACUGCCGGAGGGUGGCGAAUGGGCAACGCGGUUCUCGCUGUCUGUCGGAAUUUGCUCCAGCACCCCUGCUUGGACCAGGUGUUCAUUGAGCUGGCAGAUCUCCUGCAGUACAUGAUGCACCACUAUGAGGACACAGACAUUCAAGACCACGCAAGAUUCUACUACACCCUUCUAACUAACCUGUCUUUAGAAAAGCUCUCUGGGGUCCUGGCAAAGGGGCCAGAUAUAGGCCCAGCUAAGGUGAGGUCUCUGUCCUCUAUCAUGGCAGAGAGUGAAGGGCUGUCCAGCAACUUGACGGUGCACCAAAUGAAACACCCAGUGCUGCAGCUGGUAAAGUUCCAGGAUAGUGCGAAGCAGGAGAUGUCGCAGGAGGGGAGAUCCAAGACCCUUGAAGGUGAGGAGAUGCUAAGGGUUUACCAGGAACAGUUUCUCAGCCCUGGUUUUGCCUCUGAGGUGAUCCUGAAAUACUGUUUGACACAUGUGGGUGAUGUGGAAGCCCCAUAUCACAAGCUCUUCAGCAUCUGUCUUCAUUUUGACCUGACUGAUUCUAAUUAUGAAGAGGUGAGAGACAUUAAUGUGCCCUGCCUGUUCAAGGCCAGGAAGCCCCCAGUUGUACAUCUCAAACUGAAGCCUCGCCAGCCGUACCCCACGCGUCUCCGUGCCAGUGCCGUGUUCACCACUGAGGACGGGAUGUCUUGGUAUACCCAGCUGGCAGACGUCUCUGUGUCUUUCCCAGACAUAUUUCUUCCAAUGCCUGUCACCAUGGAUUGGUCCCAGGAGAGCAGGGAACAGUUGUUUGACCACAUCUGGAAAUCCACAUGCUCAGAGGAAUCCAGUCAGUCUGCCACCAGCCUGUUCUGUUUCGAGGUUGGGGACAGGCGUCUCUGUGACCUGGUUGAGUCGAACUUUCACCCCUGCCUGAUCUCCAAACAGCCCGAUCAGGAGUCAUACAAGGUCUUGUUUUUCCUUCCACCCCAGUGUCACGUGCUGCUGCACAUCAUAGGUGCAGAGGAUGCCAUUCAAGUCAGCAUUGUCACAGACAACUGGAAGCUUUUGCCUUACAUAAACUCUUACUUGCAUGAUGUCACGAAUGGGACACAGAAAGGAGGAGGAAACCAAAUGGAAGUGCCUGAUUCUAGAACAGACAGUUGA